AUGGGUGGAUGUUUUAGCAAGAACAAGUUCUUAACCCCAGAUGCCCCUUCCAAUGGCUUCCGAUCAGAAAAUCAAGCCCAGCCGCCGCCGGAAAAACCCCACCACCGCCAAUCGCCGCAAACCCACCACUCUCCUCCCAAAACCCCGCCGGCCCAAAAGCUAGAACCCAACAACAUCCUCGGCAAGCCCUUCGAGGAAGUAAAAUCAAGAUACUCCAUCGGCAAAGAGCUCGGCCGCGGCCAAUUCGGGGUGACCUAUUCCUGCACCGAAAUCUCCACUGGGGCCCACUACGCCUGCAAAUCGAUCCUCAAGAGGAAGCUCGUGAGCAAGAACGAUCGUGAGGACAUGAAGAGGGAAGUUCACAUCAUGCAGCACUUGAGCGGGCAGCCGAAUAUAGUCGAAUUCAAAGGCGCGUAUGAAGAUCGCCAGACAGUUCACUUGGUGAUGGAGAUUUGUAAAGGCGGGGAAUUGUUCGACAGCAUUAUUGCUCAGGGGCAUUACUCGGAAAAAGCUGCGGCCGAUCUGUGUAGGCAGAUUGUGAAUGUGGUGCACCAUUGCCAUUUUAUGGGGGUGAUGCAUAGGGAUCUUAAACCGGAGAAUUUCUUGCUAUCGAGCAAGAAUGAGAAGCCGAUGAUUUUGAAGGCAACCGAUUUCGGGCUGUCUGUUUUUAUUGAGGAAGGUAAGGUGUAUCGCGAUAUAGUUGGUAGUGCUUAUUAUGUGGCCCCCGAAGUUUUGAAGCGAAGUUAUGGAAAGGAAAUUGAUGUGUGGAGUGCUGGCGUUAUUUUAUACAUCCUUUUAAGUGGCGUGCCGCCAUUUUGGGCUGAGCACCCUUGGAUUAAGGGACAAGCAUCUGAUAAGCCGAUCGAUAGUGCAGUUUUAUCUCGAAUGAAACAGUUCAGGGCAAUGAAUAAGCUCAAGAAACUCGCACUUAAGGUUAUUGCACAAAGCUUAUCAGAAGAAGAAAUAAAGGGACUUAAAGCAAUGUUUGCUAAUAUGGACACGGAUAAAAGUGGCACAAUCACUUAUGAAGAGCUGAAAUCUGGCUUGGCUCGGCUCGGCUCCAAACUUUCAGAAACUGAAGUGAAACAACUCAUGGAAGCUGCUGAUGUGGAUGGUAAUGGAUCGAUCGACUACAUUGAAUUUAUUACUGCCACAAUGCAUAGACAUAAGCUUGAACGAGAUGAGCAUUUGUUUAACGCGUUUCAGUUUUUCGACAAGGAUAGCAGUGGUUAUAUUACGAGAGAUGAGCUGGAAACAGCUAUGAAGGAGUAUGGUAUGGGAGAUGAGGCCACAAUUAAGGAAAUAAUUUCAGAGGUGGACACUGAUAAUGAUGGGAAAAUUAACUACGAGGAGUUUUGUGCGAUGAUGAGAAGCGGAACAGCUCAACAGCCGCUAAAGCUCUUUUAGUGAACGGUCAAAAAAAGCUAAAUCUUUGAGUCGUGCUAAAGGUAAUAAUGGAAUAUUUGAAUCGGCUCUUUCAGUUUUUAGUGAGUUGAAGAAAACAAAGAAAAUAUUUUGCUGACAAAUUUCCGUUGUGUUUGUGUCUUUGUGCAUAUAUGAGAGGUUUCAUAAUCGAUCUUGUUCAUCAUUAAGCGCGUGUUUUGAAUUUGCCCGUUUUUGGGUUCGAAUCUUACAGUAAACUAUUGCGCGGCAUUGUGUGGAAUAAAAUGCUGCGCGGAUAAAGAUUCUUUAGUUCAAGUUGUUUUACCUGGGAUUUAGCUUGAGUAAUAAUAAUCACCUUGAAUUCAUUUGUAUUUACUAUUUACAUAGCAUAUGAUUAUUUGUGUGGAUGUGUGUUGAUCCAACUGUUCGGAACACCAAUUUCACCAUUUAAAGGAUUUUACUGGCA
Striga asiatica is the source of this 1849-nucleotide messenger RNA. NCBI's taxonomy places the organism in Eukaryota, Viridiplantae, Streptophyta, Magnoliopsida, Lamiales, Orobanchaceae. The record is from the annotation of a GenBank genome assembly.